This is a messenger RNA of Cynara cardunculus var. scolymus (artichoke), 834 nucleotides long. Its product is annotated as proteasome subunit beta type-2-A-like. Gene Ontology annotation, molecular function: peptidase activity. The record is from RefSeq and is a predicted model, not a curated record. The coding region runs from base 89 to 685 and encodes 198 amino acids. Gene Ontology annotation, biological process: proteasomal protein catabolic process. The transcript has 3 exons. Gene Ontology annotation, cellular component: proteasome core complex, beta-subunit complex; cytosol; nucleus. Lineage: Eukaryota; Viridiplantae; Streptophyta; Magnoliopsida; Asterales; Asteraceae.
AUCCGUCUUCGCCUUUUUAUUGUUUGCCGAUUCGCAGAGAUAUCAAAAUUCAAGGCAGAGAUAGAGAUCAAAGAACACCUAUAGAGACAUGGAGUGUGUAUUUGGGAUGGUUGGGAAAGGGUUUGCAUUGGUGGUAGCAGAUACAUCGGCGGUUAACAGUAUUCUGGUUCAUAAAUCUAACGAAGACAAGAUUAUGGUUCUCGAUUCUCACAAGCUCAUGGGCGCUAGCGGUGAAGCUGGUGAUCGAGCUCAAUUCACGGAGUAUGUACAAAAAAAUGUGGCUCUCUAUCACUUCCGUAAUGGGAUUCCUUUGACCACCAAAGCUGCAGCAAAUUUCAUGCGGGGUGAGCUUGCCACUGCUUUGAGAAAGAAUCCUUACAUGGUAAACAUCGUGCUAGCUGGUUACGAGAAAGAGACGGGUCCUUCACUAUAUUUCAUAGACUACAUUGCAACUCUGCACAAGGUGGAGAAAGCAGCAUUUGGGUAUGGGUCAUACUUCUCCCUGGCGAUGAUGGAUCGCCAUUACCAUCCAGAUAUGACGGUGGAAGAAGCCAUCGAGUUGGCUGAAAAGUGCAUCGAGGAAAUACGAUCCAGGCUUGUCGUGGCUCCUCAGAAUUUUGUGAUUAAGAUCGUGGACAAAGAUGGUGCUCGUGAACACUCGUGGCGCCGCACCACCAAGGAUUAGAACUGGAGUUUGGACAACUUGUAGUUGUAAUAGGGGGUAGUGAUGGACGUAGAUCUUUGGACUUUAUGGUUCAUCAAAACAAAGACAGAUGUUCCUCUUGUCUCUAACACGGUUUUAAACAUCUUAUGAAAUUAAUGCUUUUUUGGGAA